AGAGAUUUUAUCCAGACGCAAGAGAAUGUAGAAAAAGAAAGCUCUCUCUCCAAUCCUGUGUGAGGGAGGAAAAAAAAACUGUGAAACCAAAAAACAAACCGUUAAAAGAGUGACACGUAAGAAUACAUGUAUGAGUCAGCACUAGUCUCAUAUACCGUCCUUCAAAUUUAAGUUAAACUGAAAGAACUACCAGAAAAAGCGGGAACUCUGAAGGGAUUACCAUUCCCUUACCUACAGAAAAUUCAAUUCGCUUCUCACACAAACAAAUCAACACAUUUUCCUUUUUUUUUUCAUUCUCCGUAUUAUCCAUUCAAUACAUUAUUACACUACCAUGAUUCUAUCCAUCAUAAUAAGGGACAGGGAUCCUUCUUCCAUUUCUCUCUAAUUUUUCACUACUCUUUAUUAUUAUGAUAUCAUUAUUCACUCUUCUCAAUUAUACGUUUUUCCUUUUGAAUUUGAAAUUCUCUGCAAACAAAAGAAAAAUUUAAAAAACUUGAUAAAAAGGGAAGGGCGAUAAAUUUAUAAAUUAAUAGAGAUGGAACAGAAAGGCAUGUUGAUAUCAGCGCUUGGCGUAGGGGUUGGAGUUGGAGUUGGACUUGGCUUGGCUUCUGGACAAUCCGUUACAAAAUGGGGAGCUAAUCCUUUCUCUUCAAACGCCAUCACUCCUGAAAAGAUUGAACACGAAAUGCUUAGACUUAUUGUUGAUGGCAGAGAAAGUAACGUCACUUUUGAUAAUUUCCCUUAUUAUCUCAGUGAGCAGACGCGGGUGUUGCUGACAAGUGCUGCCUAUGUCCAUUUAAAGCAUGCGGAGGUUUCUAGAUAUACUCGGAAUCUUGCUCCUGCAAGCCGGACUAUUCUGCUCUCAGGGCCAGCAGAACUUUACCAGCAGGUGCUUGCCAAGGCUUUAGCUCACUACUUUGAGGCCAAAUUGCUUCUGUUAGAUGUAACUGACUUUUCAUUGAAGAUUCAAAGUAGAUAUGGUUCUGCCAACAAAGAAACUACUUUCAAAAGGUCUGCUUCAGAAAAAACUUUGGAGCGGUUAUCUGACCUCUUUGGGUCAUUUUCAAUCUUUCCACAAAGGGAAGAGCGUAAAGGCAAAAUCCACAGGCAAAGCAGUGGUGUAGACCUCCGAUCAAUGGAGACUGAAGGAUCUAGUAUUCCUCCUAUUCGUAGGAAUGCAUCAGCCUCUGCAAAUAUUAGCAAUCUUGGUUUGCAAAAUAAUCCUACAAACUCAGCUCCUGGGAAGCACAUAAGCAACUGGUCGUUUGAUGAAAGGCUUCUUAUACAGACUCUUUACAAGGUUCUGGUUUUUGUGUCAAAAACCUACCCCAUUGUUCUGUAUCUGCGGGAUGUCGAUAAGUUGUUGUGUAGAUCACAAAGGAUAUCUAAACUCUUCCAGACAAUGUUGACGAAAUUAUCUGGACCAAUUUUGAUUCUCGGUUCGCUAGUUUUGGAUUCUGGUAAUGACUGCAAGGAAGUAGAUGAGACGCUUACCUCCCUCUUCCCUUACAACAUAGAAAUCAGACCACCAGAAGAUGAAUCUCGUCUUGUCAGCUGGAAGUCUCAAUUUGAAGAGGAUAUGAAGAAGAUACAGAUUCAAGAUAACAAGAAUCAUAUCAUGGAAGUGCUUGCAGCCAAUGAUCUCGAUUGUCAUGACCUGGACUCCGUCUGUGUAGAAGACACAAUGCUUCUCAGUAACUAUAUAGAAGAGAUUGUCGUGUCAGCCAUUUCAUAUCACUUAAUGAAUAACAAAGAGCCUGAAUACAGAAAUGGGAAACUGGUUGUUCCAUGCAAUAGUUUGUCCCAUGCUCUGGGUAUAUUCCAGGCCGGAAAAUUCAGUGGAAGAGAUACAUUAAAAUUAGAAGCUCAAGCAGUAACAUCUGAGCAGAGAGAGGAAGGAGUUGUUGUGAAACCAGAAGGAAAGUCUGGAAGUGCUGCUCCUGGUAUAAAGACUGAAGCAGAAAUACCAACUUCUGUGGGAAAAACUGAUGGUGAAAAUUCUGUUCCUGCAUCCAAAGCUGAAGUUCCUCCUGAUAAUGAGUUUGAGAAGCGAAUAAGGCCGGAAGUAAUACCAGCAAACGAAAUUGGGGUAACAUUCUCCGAUAUUGGUGCCUUAGAGGAGACUAAAGAAUCACUUCAAGAACUAGUUAUGCUUCCCCUUCGAAGACCAGACCUUUUUGAGGGAGGCCUUCUAAAGCCUUGUAGAGGAAUAUUGCUAUUUGGGCCACCUGGCACAGGAAAAACAAUGCUGGCAAAGGCCAUUGCAAACGAGGCUGGAGCAAGUUUCAUUAACGUAUCCAUGUCUACCAUCACCUCUAAAUGGUUUGGGGAAGACGAGAAGAAUGUCCGUGCUUUAUUCACAUUGGCAGCCAAGGUCUCCCCAACGAUUAUAUUUGUUGAUGAGGUUGAUAGUAUGCUUGGGCAGAGGACAAGAGUUGGGGAACAUGAAGCCAUGCGGAAAAUAAAGAAUGAAUUUAUGACCAGUUGGGAUGGACUUACCUCAAAACCAGAGGAUCGCAUCCUUGUCCUUGCUGCAACCAAUAGGCCCUUUGACCUAGAUGAAGCAAUUAUUAGACGAUUUGAAAGGAGAAUUAUGGUUGGGCUACCGUCUGUGGAGAACAGGGAAAAUAUAAUGAAGACCCUUUUGGCUAAAGAGAAGGUGGACGAGGGACUUGAUUUUAAGGAACUCGCAACUAUGACAGAAGGAUAUAGCGGAAGUGAUCUAAAGAACUUAUGCACAACCGCUGCUUAUAGGCCUGUUAGAGAGUUAAUUCAGAAAGAGAUACAAAAGGAUUCGGAGAAAAAGAAGAAAGAUGCUGAAGGACAAAAUAGCGAAGAUGCUCAGGAUGGGGAAGAGGAAGUUAAACAGGAAAGAGUUAUAACCCUUAGACCUUUGAAUAUGCAGGACUUCAAAGUGGCAAAGAGUCAGGUCGCCGCAAGCUUCGCGUCUGAGGGGGCUGGUAUGAAUGAGUUGAAGCAGUGGAAUGACUUAUAUGGGGAAGGCGGUUCAAGGAAGAAAGAACAAUUAACUUAUUUCCUAUGAAAAUUAUCGAUGAAAGAAAUUAAAGAAUUUGUAGUUGCAUCCUUCUGGUUGGACUUUGUGAGUAUCUCCUUACAAGCAUUUUCCACCCAAAGGACUUCCAUUCCAUUGAACAAUCAGUAGUUUGCCAGUAAUAUAUAAUUAACGUGUGUAUAGUGUCCUGUAGUAUUUUUUUGGCUUCAUACUUGAGCACAAGCAUUGCCCACGUUUGGUAUUUUUGUCCAUAGGGUAUGGACAAAAGAGCAAGUUUUAAGUGGGCACAAACCAAAAUGAAAAUGUUGUAGUUAAUAGUGUAGCUUGUGUUGUAUUAUACUUAGUAGGCCUUUUAAAGAAGAAAGAGCAGUUGCUACUAUACAUGUACAAAAUAUAAAAACAGGUUUGCUGUUAAAAUUAUUUAUAUUAAUAUUUAUUUGUAUAUA
Molecule: messenger RNA, 3459 nt
Organism: Cicer arietinum (chickpea)
Lineage: Eukaryota; Viridiplantae; Streptophyta; Magnoliopsida; Fabales; Fabaceae
Cellular component (GO): mitochondrial outer membrane
Molecular function (GO): ATP hydrolysis activity; ATP binding
Source: RefSeq, a predicted model, not a curated record